CGAAAUAUAGGCCUAUAGCCUAAGGGUGUAAUUCAAGGUUUCGGUUUCUUUCUUUUCACUGACAAGAGGAAGAAGACUGCAGACGCAACAAGUCUAAACCUGGAAAAUAACCGUCUUAUAGCUGCCUUUACUAUUUCAGCCCUCCAGGCAUCAUGACCGUGGUGAAGUCCAGCCUGUCCAGCGACCAGGAGAAGAAGCUGUUGUCUCUGUUCGGCCGGGUCCGUCUCCACCUGCUGUACAAGGCCAGCGUCCACGGCUACGCCUCCGACAGCUUCCACCAACGCUGUGACAAGCAGGGGCCCACGUUGCUGGCCGCCUACAACGGGUCUGGCUACGUGUUCGGAGCGUACACCGCGAAGGACUACAGCCAGAGCGGGGUUCUGGUCAGCGACGGCGAGGCCUUCCUGUACAGCCUCGGCAAUGGCAAGGGCAACGCACCGCGGCGAGUGGCCAGCGACGACGGCAAGUACGGCUUCACCGACGGGGCAGCGGGGCCAGACUUCGGGGCGCUGAAGUUCCUGGAACAAGAUGCAGCCGCCGUGGCGUCCAACCCCGGGACUGGCUUCACCUUCAAGCCGAUGGACAUGCACGGAGACGACCUGGCCCUCACGGAGUUGGAGGCGUACAGAGUGGAAGAUAUUGGUGGCUUCUUGGCCAAGCCAUGGAGGGGUAAUGACUGGACUAUUAAGAGUAAACAGGAACUGAUGAAGAAGAUCCAGGAGUACCAGCCUGAGCUCAGCGGUGUGACCCAGGCCCGAGUGCUGCUGGUGGGGCCGGUGGGUGCCGGGAAGUCCAGCUUCUUCAACUCCAUCAACUCUGUGUUCCGAGGCCACAUGACCUCUCAGGCCAUCAGCGGAGUGUGUGGCAAGAGUGUGACCACGCAGUUCCGCAGCUUCCCCAUCAAGGCAGGGAAAGGGGGAAAGAUGCUGCCCCUGGUUCUGUGUGACACCAUGGGUCUGGAGAGCCAACCAGAAGCUGGGCUGAACGUGGACGACCUCUACAACAUCUACAAGGGCCGCAUAGCCGACCGCUAUCAGUUUAGUCCCAGCACACCCCUACAGGAGGACGCCCCGGGCUUCAGGAAGACGUCCACUUUGGGGGAGCAGAUCCACUGUGUGGUGUACGUGUUUGACACGUGCCAACUGCUCUGCGACGAGAUCAUCGAGAAGAUGGCCGCCAUCCGCAAGAGGACCAACCUGAUGAACAUUCCCCAGCUUCUGCUCAUGGCCAAAGUGGAUGAAGCUUGUCCCCUUGUAAAGGAGAACUUAUCCAACGUUUACCGCAGUGAAUACAUCUACAAGAAGGCCCAGCAGCUCAGCACGGCCCUGGGCAUCCCUCUGUGCUGCGUGCUGCCGGUGAAGAACUACAGCGAGGAGCUGGAGCUGGAGCUGAGCACAGACUUGCUGCUGCUCAACGCUGUGCAGCAGAUGCUCCACUACGCCGACAGCUUCUUCGAGAACCAGCCGGAGAGUGAGCAAGAGAUGUCCGAUACUGAGCAAAAGAUGUCCAAGAACAGAAAUUAAGUUAAAUCUGCAUUUUGUAAUGCUUACAUAUCUUUGUUUGAAUAGAUUAUGGUAAAUAAUUAAAGAAAAUUGUGCUGUUUAA
This is a messenger RNA of Gadus morhua (Atlantic cod), 1605 nucleotides long. RefSeq names its product interferon-induced protein 44. The transcript is spliced from 8 exons. Gene Ontology annotation, biological process: immune response. NCBI's taxonomy places the organism in Eukaryota, Metazoa, Chordata, Actinopteri, Gadiformes, Gadidae. The record is from RefSeq and is a predicted model, not a curated record. The coding region runs from base 153 to 1523 and encodes 456 amino acids.